GGAAAAAGUAUCACCAAUGUCUAAGCCUGAUAUCUCAAAACUACAUCUUUGUCAACAUUCUUUUUUGUUUCUCCAUAACUACUUGGGCAAUUCUAAUGGGGUUUGGAUCAUUUGAAAGCUGAAUGAAUUUGCGAUUUAGCAAUGAUGCUGAUUUUCAUUUCAGGUGAUAAAAGUCCAUAUAUCAUAUUUUAUAUUUUGAACAACAAACAAAUUUUUUUCCACUAAACUAAGAGGAAAUUUCAAAAUCCGAAUUGUUACAAAUUUAGGUAUGGCUAUAGAGUAUAUGUGGUAUCUUUUUCAACAAGUUCAGUCAAUGGAUAAGUGAGAUACAUAAAUUAUUUAGAUUUUUUAAUAACUUCAUUGUUUAUUAUUCAAAGGAUAUGAAACAUGGUGGUGUGAUUUGGAGUAAGCUGUAUACAGCCAGCCCACCUGCUGCAAGGCAUGAUGUGUUUAGAUGUUAUAGGCUGUUAUGUCAUGACGUCUGUAACCAUAACCAUCACCGAGGAGUUAAAGGCUGAAAGAUAAUGUAAAAAAUAAUGCAAAAAAACAAAAUAAGAAAUUUUAGCCUGAAAAAAUACUAAUGGUUCCUUUAUUAAAAAUCAGAUUUGAUCUAUUUUUGCUGUCUUCAAGGAAAUUACUUAAUUAUUAAUUGCUGAAAUUAUUGUUGAAGGUCUUAAUUGAUGUGCUGUGUUAGCAGUAAGACUGUAUAUUAAUGUAAAAGACUUGUUACGCAUUCUGUUUUGGGUGAUCUUUUUUAAAGUUUGAUAUUAACAGUGUUCCCUGGUAUCAGUAAAAUUAUUUGGAAUUUGCAAUGCCACUAUGGCAAAUUCUCAAGUGGAUAAGAUAAAUUAAAAUUUUCUGUUAACCCAUUCACGCCAGUAUAUUUUGAAGCCAAAAAUAAAAGAUUCCGGGCGGCUACAAAAUUGGUGGGCGGAGUUUCCCCGGAGUCUGUCCGCCCACUGGCUGCGCUCGCUGCUGCAUCAGAGUGCGAGCCCCAAUACAGUGUUACACCGGCGGGACGCCUGGCAAUGUUUAUUUUUUCAGGUGUCACAUAUGUGGGACACCCGUUAUUAUUGGAAAUACACUAGAGAUGGAGGAGGGUAUACUCUCACUGCGUUGGAAUAAUCAUCGAUCUACAUUUUUCCAUAUUUUAUCUACACUUCAUAGGAAGGAACUUUACAGUGAUGUAACGUUAGCAUGCAAUGGUAAAUUUUUCCCAGUACAUAAGUUGGUGCUUUCAGUGUGUAGUGAAUAUUUUGAGGAAAUGUUUAAGCAAACCACAUGUAAACAUCCCAUAAUAGUACUUAAGGAUAUUCUUCAUGACGACCUUGAAGCGCUUCUCAAUUACAUGUAUGCGGGCGAGGCAAAUGUAGCGCAAAAUGACCUUGCCAGAUUAAUUAAAGCUGCUGAGUGUCUAAGAAUCAAAGGUCUUGCCGUCCCGGAUGAAGCCCCCCCUUCCAGUGAGAGUAAAAGAUCCCAUAACGAGGGGCUGAGAGAGGAAGCGCCUCACCCCAAGCGGCGGAAACAUGAUGACAGCUCAUCGGCCUCCUCCAAGUCGAGUCAAGGACGACAGUCAGAGGAUGAACCCAAAGAUAAAAAUUGCAAGGAAUUGUCCAGCUGUAUGGAACAACAGCAACAACAGAGUGGAAGAUAUAGUGGGCAGAGUACGGGGUUACAGCAAAUAACAAGUCCGGAACUACAACUUGAAUUAGAAAUGGGGAGAUCAAGUCAAGAUGACAACAGUGCUACACAAGAUCUUGCUGAGGUUGUCCUGGAUGAACAGCCGCUGAUCAAAGAGGAGAUCCAGGAACCCAAGCAUGAACACGAUGAUGACAUAACUCACCAAACGGACUCGGAGGCAAGCAUCAGUUUUGACCCCCUAAAUUCUGGAGAUGAAAGAGGAGGGGGUACAGGCAUAUAUGACCCACAGCUGAUGGUAUCACACCCACAAAGUGUCCUACAAGAUAUCAUGGUGCAAGGGGUCCCGGGCCCAUCUGGACUGCCCACGGUAAGUUGAAGAUUUGGCAUGGUG
This is a messenger RNA of Penaeus vannamei (Pacific white shrimp), 2032 nucleotides long. NCBI's taxonomy places the organism in Eukaryota, Metazoa, Arthropoda, Malacostraca, Decapoda, Penaeidae. The record is from RefSeq and is a predicted model, not a curated record.